Molecule: messenger RNA, 2064 nt
Organism: Fusarium mangiferae
Lineage: Eukaryota; Fungi; Ascomycota; Sordariomycetes; Hypocreales; Nectriaceae
Exons: 1
Coding region: 1-2064 (687 amino acids)
Source: RefSeq, a predicted model, not a curated record
AUGCGGUGGCUCCAGACGACAAAUACAGUCGGAAUCUUACUGGAAGACUUGACGAGAUUUGAUAUGCAUACCUUCUUACGAAAGAGAUUCCGCGAACUGUUGUUUAAUGGCCAAGUUUCUUUGGAGUUCUAUGAUCGUUUGCGUCAACAGCUUGUCGAUAAAGCGCAAGGUGUUUUUCUAUGGCUUCAUCUCGCCACACGAAGCAUCAUAGAGGGGAUCCAGAAUAAUGAUUCGGAGAAUAUGCUUUCUAUACGACUCCAUGAGCUUCCUAGAGACCUUGAGAAGCUCUACAUAGAUAUGUGGCAAAGAUCUAACGCAGAAAGCAAUGUCUAUCAAGAGACAGCACGCAAAUUCUUUCAUUACGCUAUGGGGUACUCAGAAGGCUACGUCCUGACUGAUCCCAGUUGGGAUAUAGCUUCAUUUCUACCUCUGACGCUUCAGAUUGCCUGCGCCGAUGAUCCUGCAAUACAAAAGACCCUUUUUACCGGCACGGGUACCAUCGGAAUGACGGAGAUGAUGCGAAUGUGCGAUGACUUAAAAGCUUCGAUACACACUCGGUGUGCAGGAAUGCUUGAAGUACAGACGCAGGAGCUUGACAAAAACACUUCUGAAAUGUUGGGAUGUAAGAAAACUGCUGUAACCAAGGCACUUGGCAGGGUAUCAUUCAUUCAUCGAACAGCGCAUGACUUUCUGACGGACACAGAAGCUGGCCACAGUAUUCUAGGACGCGAACCGUUGUCCGCCUUUUCCUAUCAAACACAGCUUCUAAAAGGUCUUAUCUGCGUAUUGAUAGGUCUGACAUCUGAAUGGGACCUGCCGUGGGAUAGCUAUACUAUUAUCGAGUGUAUCGCUAAUUUUGCAACACGCUGGGGAAUCGAAGGUUUUCAAGUGGCUACCCAGAUGCUCGACGUCAUUCAGCCAUUGUUUGACAAGCAUUUCGCAAGAAACAGCUCACAUUCGUGGAGAAAUCCACCCCUUUUCUUGACUGCUUUGAUUACUCAUCAUGAAAUAUUUGAUGAUUAUGUUAUCUCAUGUCUUGCAAAUGAUACCUCUCCUGAUCUUGCCACCAAUAUCAUGCGAGAGGGAUGGUGUUCGGAACCUCGUCCGAAACUCUGCAAGAGAAUCUUUGCAAAAUUGAUGGAUCUUGGAGCAGAUCCACACAGAUAUGGUAUACUUCUGAGUUGUUUCGUUCCAGAGCCAUUUGUUAGGAAGAAAACAGCAUUUACAAACCUUCUGACGUAUCACUUCUCUUUAUUGCAACAUAAUAGUAUUUAUGAAGAGGUGGCGGUAGCUCGGCCGAGGUUGGAAGAGUUCCAUCUGGAGCUUCCAUAUGAAACUUUAGAAAUGGCUAUCCAAAUGGCGAAGACUUGCCAGGACCCAAAUGCAGCUGUCGCAUUCUUCGCCUCCUUUGCUGACAAUGGGACUAUGCGGUUAUUGGCAACUGAAGUGGUAACCUGGGAACUCAGCCAACUCAAUCACAAGUCCUUAUUUGUGGUUUAUGAGAUCAACAUACAGUUCUUGCUACUGUAUCUGCUCUCUAAGAUUGGGGAUAAUGUACCCGAGAGUGUGUCGAAACAUCCUGAAGCUCAGGAUGUGGUGUCAAAAUUUGACAGUCCUUCAAUCAAAGUAAGAUACUUCAUGAGACCAAGACUAACAGAAGAUGGUCCGAAGAAAGACAUUGCACCUCGACGGAAGUUCGAGCGCGUCAUAUCAAGGGCAGCGUCUCUUUCGAGCAUCGAGAUCAAGCGUCUUUUUGACAUGAAAUAUAGUGACCAAUGUCGAGAGUCUUGCAAAACAAAUGAAGCUCAAAGACAUUCCGAUGUUAUAACCCAAUUCAUCAAUGAUUUGGAGACCGAAGAGGUCGAUGUCGAAGACAUGAUGGUAACUUUAGCUAGUGAGAACCUGGGCUUGGGUACAUAUGAGGAAGCGGGCAUGAUCCCUAGUUUGAAGUUUUUGAGAGGUUCAGAAGAAAUGACUAGACUGGCAUGGACAUUAUUUCCUUUGUCAAUGCGACGGCUUGAAGUCGCAGCAGCUGCCAAGGAAGCAAUGAAAGGGCAAGUGUGA